Molecule: messenger RNA, 1917 nt
Organism: Artibeus jamaicensis (Jamaican fruit-eating bat)
Lineage: Eukaryota; Metazoa; Chordata; Mammalia; Chiroptera; Phyllostomidae
Gene: ANKRD34A
Product: ankyrin repeat domain 34A
Exons: 4
Coding region: 430-1917 (495 amino acids)
Molecular function (GO): protein binding
Source: RefSeq, a predicted model, not a curated record
GCGCGCAGAAACACGACAGGCGAGAAUGGAGAUCUGCUGAAGCUCAACUUCUCUCCUCCCCAGCCGGCACUGUGCCCAGGGCGCACCGGGAGGAGGGACCAGGAUCUGGUACCCAGGCGCAGAUACUGACACCAAAGGAAUCGGGUACCACCCCCCACGCCAUGUGGGACCCCGGGAGCCCGGCUGCAUUAUCCCAGCUGCCAGGUGGCCCUGGCCUCAGUCCUGGCCAGGCGGAGAUUCUGCAGACAUUCAGGUCCCAAAUGCAAGCUGCCCCCCACCCCUCAAUUUAUGAGGCUGUGGCAACCUAAAAGAGGGAUUGGUUUCGCCACUGAGCCCUGAGGCCUCUUCCAGCCACCACCCCCACACCCCUAGCCUUCCUCGGCAGGUGCCAGUCCCGGCUCCAUCAGUGCUCUUAUCCCAGCCGCAGCUAUGCUGCAUACCGAGGGCCACGCUCUUCUUCGGGCUGUGGGUCAGGGUAAACUACGCUUGGCCCGUUUGCUUCUGGAGGGAGGUGCCUACGUUAAUGAGGGUGAUGCCCAGGGGGAGACUGCGUUAAUGGCGGCUUGUCGGGCCCGCUACGACGACCCCCAGAACAAGGCGCGUAUGGUACGCUACCUUCUGGAGCAAGGCGCAGACCCCAACAUCACAGACCGCCUAGGGCGUACAGCGCUCAUGCACGCUUGCGCUGGGGGUGGGGGAGCCGCAGUAGCCUCGCUGCUCCUUGCCCAUGGAGCAGAUCCCUCAGUUCGAGAUCACACGGGCGCCUCGGCACUAGUCCACGCCCUGGACCGUGGGGACCGCGAGACCCUUGCCACGCUGCUGGACGCCUGUAAGGCCAAGGGCACGGAGGUCAUCAUCAUCACCACCGACACCUCGCCCUCCGGCACCAAGAAGACCCGGCAGUAUCUCAAUUCCCCACCAUCCCCGGGGGUAGAGGACCCCACUCCCUCUCCUCCUGGCCCUGGGGUCUGCACGUCGCCUUCGGAAAUCCAACUGCAGACUUCAGGAGGAGGACAGGGUUUGUUAUCCCCUCGCACCCAGGAAGAAGAGGAGAAGCGAGACGUAUUUGAAUUCCCUCUCCCUAAGCCCCCCGAUGACCCUUCCCCUUCUGAGCCGCUCCCCAAACCACCCCGUCACCCUCCCAAACCUCUCAAAAGGCUCAACUCCGAGCCCUGGGGCCUAGUGGUUCCUCCUACCCCAGUCCCGCCCACAGAAGGGAGGCUGGGGAUAGAGCGCCUGACCUCCGAAUUUAACGGCCUGACCCUGGCUUGUCGACCUCGUCUUUCCAGACGUCACAGCACCGAGGGCCCGGAGGACCCGCCCCCAUGGGCAGAGAAAGUGACGGGUGGGGGUCCCCUCUCACGCAGAAACACUGCGCCAGAAGCUCAGGAGUCUGGACCUCCUUCAGGGCUGAAGCAAAAACUGAGCCGCAUGGAGCCGGUAGAGCUCGAUGCCACUGGAAAUCUUUGCCCUGACUCGCCGGAGUGCUGCCGCCUGUCUUUGGAGCGCCGCCGAUACAGCGCCUCCCCGCUGACUCUCCCUCUAGCAGGUUCGGCUCCUUCCCCACGCCAGUCCCAGGAAAGUCUGCCUGGGGCUGUGUCUCCGCUGAGUGGGAGAAGGCGGAGCCCGGGGCUGCUGGAGCGGAGGGGCUCGGGAACGUUGCUUCUGGACUACAUCUCGCAAACGCGGCCAGGUUUCCUACCUCCGCUCAAUGUUAGCCCCCACCCUCCCAUCCCCGAUAUUCGCCCCCAACUUGGAUGUCGGGCGCCUUCGCUGCCCGCUCCUCCCCAGGCGGGGGCGCCAGGUUCUCCCAGGACCAAGCGCAAAUUGGUGAGGCGCCACUCCAUGCAGACGGAACAGAUUCGCCUACUAGGGGGCUUCCAGAGUCUAGGCGGGUCAGGGGAGCCAGGGCGCUGA